Messenger RNA from Racocetra fulgida, 126 nucleotides. Lineage: Eukaryota; Fungi; Glomeromycota; Glomeromycetes; Diversisporales; Gigasporaceae. The record is from the annotation of a GenBank genome assembly.
AUGAGUAGUGUUCCACUAAGAUGUAAGGGCAAGAAAAAUGAAAAUUCAAAUGAAUUUAAAACUGCUGAAGAGUGUGAACAAUGUUUGGCAAAAUGCGUAAAAGUGCUUGAAAAAGAAGAAAACUGA